Messenger RNA from Odontomachus brunneus, 1149 nucleotides. RefSeq lists its product as uncharacterized. The record is from RefSeq and is a predicted model, not a curated record. Lineage: Eukaryota; Metazoa; Arthropoda; Insecta; Hymenoptera; Formicidae. Bases 247 to 561 code for a protein of 104 amino acids. The transcript has 3 exons.
GGAUUCACCAUUUGCCUUUUCAAAGUGCGACGGUUAACGUGAAAUCUUUCUUUUCCAUAAUUUUUCACGACUGAAAUUCGCGCAUGAAUGCCGAUAACUGAAUGGCGGAUGCGAAUUUGUUUCGUCCGCGUUACGUGUGUAACGUUUUGAAAACUUAUAUAUAUUUUCCCGGCGAAUAAAUCGAAACUUUGUGUAUCAAAUAUCUUCCGCUGCACACGUCGUGUCCUAUUCCGAUAAACGAGCGCGAUGCUUCGUCGUGUCGUUGAAAAUAUGCGCGGAUACACGCCCAGAUACGUCAACGGAAGGAAGAAACACGACUCGAAGAAAAGUCAAGCGUCAUUCGGCGAAGUCGCUUACGAGAUGGAAUAUUAUUACAAACAGGAUAAGAAAUUACUGAAAGUCAUGAAGCAAAAAAUCGAGGACGAGGUGAGACAUUUGCGGCACGAGGUCCAAAUGAUGCGGAACAAAAUCGACGAGUACAAUCACAAUAUAAACGAGAAUCUACGCUUCUUAAAAAGCCUGGAAAGCGACCAGCCUUUCGCCGGGGACAAGAAAGAUUAAUCGGGAUUGUGUGCUUUUGUCUUUAUUGUCUACGUGACGUAUACACGGUCUUUCCUCAUGUAGACAAUGUAAACACAUUACGCAGAAUAUUGUAAAUUAUAUUAAAAUACACAAGAGAAUAAUUAAAUUUGGAGACAGUUACCAUACCUAUUUUGGGUAAUCAUUAUUAAUAUAAUGUUUCCAAAAAGAUAAGUUGCAUGUGCAAUUUAAUUUCGUUAUAUGAUAGAUUAAUUGAUUUAAUUUUGAAAGCGUACUUAGAGAAUGAAAUUGUAAUUAAAAAAUGUAAUUAAGAAUAGCUUUGUAAACUCUAACCUGUUUAAGAAAUAACGUUUAUGUAUUUAUAUCAGAGGAUUCUGCAAGUUCGAUAAAAAUACAAAUCUGUUGAAAUGAAACUUUGGGUAAGCCCCAUUUGGUCUUUAAAUAAUAUUCAUAAAUUACUCAUUGUCUACAUAGGUGAUAUUUCGUACAUGAUUGAUAUUGUGAACACGUCGACGUACAUGGAGAAAAUGUUUAAGUAAAAAUUACAACAAAAUUUUGUAAUCUUGGACUAUAUAGAAAUUAUAAUCGGAAUCACUAUAUAUUUGUUUU